This is a messenger RNA of Aspergillus novofumigatus IBT 16806, 1083 nucleotides long. RefSeq names its product glycosyltransferase family 32 protein (gene och3). The coding region runs from base 1 to 1083 and encodes 360 amino acids. Gene Ontology annotation, biological process: protein N-linked glycosylation. Gene Ontology annotation, cellular component: mannan polymerase complex. The record is from RefSeq and is a predicted model, not a curated record. Gene Ontology annotation, molecular function: alpha-1,6-mannosyltransferase activity. Lineage: Eukaryota; Fungi; Ascomycota; Eurotiomycetes; Eurotiales; Aspergillaceae. The transcript is spliced from 5 exons.
AUGGGACCUCGGCGAUUCAGGCGACAGGCUAUUGUCGCGACUGUCCUGGUCGCCACGAUCCUCUGGUUAAUGCAUUCUUUCGAAUAUGAGAAUGCAGAUCUGGCCAGUAAUACGCCGUUGCUACUGAAAUACAUUCAUCCGCCCAGUGAAAAAGGAGGUGUAUGGUAUAUUCCUCCUUCAUGGCUGGACAAUGCUACGUCUAAACCAGAAAGUAUUGUUAAAGCGGCCAAACUAGCUUCUGACAAAACACAAGCGCCUCAAAGGCAGAUACCCCUCUCCAGCAUUCCGAUGAUCGUCCAUCAAACAUGGAAGAAUACUGAUCUGCAGACCUGGCCUCAGCCAAUCCGUCAGAGCACGGAGAAGUGGCUCCGAGCAGUUGAAGCUGAUGAGAUGGCCUACUUCCUCUGGGACGACGACGGGAUCAACCAGUUUAUCAAACACUUUGAGCCGGGACUGGAGACGCAGUUCUACGCGCUUGCCAGCAACGUCGAAAGGACUGAUGUCUUUCGUGUUCUGGUUUCGAAGUGGAUCGGUGGUGUUUAUGGAGAUAUGGACACCGAACCUCUCCGCAAGCCCAAAGAUUGGAUAAACGCCUCGGACAUCCAGUCCUGGCGGGACACGGAAACAGGCGACGUGUACAGGUCCACCAAACCUGUUCGCGCAGUCGUCGGCUUGGAGGCUGAUUGUCCCCCGAUAUGGGCUUUUGCUUGGGCGCCGGGACAUCCGAUCCUCCAGAUGUUUAUUGAUAGGUUUUCUGCGGCGAUGCAGGAGAUGCCGAGUGAGGCAGUCGAUCCGCUGGUUAUGACCGGCCCGGUUGCGUUCAGCGAGGCGGUGCAGAGUUGGUUGAGGGAGACUACAGGGCUACGGUGGAAUGCGCUGACGGGAUUGCAUGAUGGGGGAGGAGCAAGCAAAUAUGGCAAUAUGGGCUCGAAGCCCCCGACAGACCCGUCUGCGCGACUACUCCAUCGAGCGCAGGGCUCAUGGAGGAAGUUUGAUCUUGUAGUGGAGUACGGGAAGUUCUGUCGGACGGUGUUUGGUCGGUGCAGGGAGUGGACCAAAGUCCCUCAUACAUCUUCAUUCUAA